AACGUUGUGCUGGAGACGGCCCUCUCGCCGUGCUACUCAGGGCCUGGAACUGCGUAGAGAGGAGAAGCUUCCAGACCUGGAGGGGCGCAGACUCCAUCCGGAGACGCUGCAUAAACCUCCGCAGUGCUCCGUGUAUGUAUAUGGAAGUAUACCGAAGCUGACACCGCAACCCUUGCUCAGAAUUAAUCCGCCCCGAGUACCUUGCUCGUGCAGGGACGAGACCUUCUUCCGUCUGCCCCCGUUGCCAAGUUCAUCGAUCUUAAAUUGAUCCUGCUGAUUCCGCAUGAUUCCUCCCUUUCAUCACAUUGACUUAAUUCCUUCAGCCGAGUGGGAGCAUGUCAAGUGCCGCCUUCGCCCGGGAGAUUGCAUGACCGAUCCCUCGUACCUGAGCUGCGUUGCCCUGCAUGGAUUCAAGAUGGUUGCGAAGCUGUUUGAUCGUGGGAAGCAGGGCUGGGUCCGUGUCGAUCUAAUUAACGUACAUGUUAGCAAUGUCACCAUCAUACGGGCAGCCGGCAUUCCAGGACAUACUUCACUAAAGAGACUCUCCUCAUUCUUCACCUCGAGCCUGAACUCUGCGCUGACUGCUCCCUCCACGCUCGAUUCGUCAAGUUGCUUUAGAACGGGGUGAACCUAAAAGGUCAAUAUAUCAGCCAGCGCAUUUGUAGACAGCAGGCAACAUUUAGGCGCACGCACAUUCUUAUUCAACCUCUUCCUCUCAGCCUCUGCUGCUUUAGCAUUGCGUUCUAGCUCCUCCAGCUUCAGCUUAUCCUUUGCCAACUCGGCUUCUUCCCGCUUAAUCUCAGCCUGUAGCAGCCGAAUAGAACUCGUAGCUGCCGCCAAUUGGCUCUCUAGCGCUCUCUACAUCGUCCCAGCCAAGUCAGCUUUCAUCAGGUGCUCAUCAAUGACCCCAAACGCUCGUCAAUUAUAACAUACACUCUCCCCCAG
Molecule: messenger RNA, 945 nt
Organism: Trichophyton rubrum CBS 118892
Lineage: Eukaryota; Fungi; Ascomycota; Eurotiomycetes; Onygenales; Arthrodermataceae
Exons: 1
Coding region: 284-628 (114 amino acids)
Source: RefSeq, a predicted model, not a curated record